Porites lobata is the source of this 40622-nucleotide messenger RNA. Lineage: Eukaryota; Metazoa; Cnidaria; Anthozoa; Scleractinia; Poritidae. The record is from the annotation of a GenBank genome assembly.
GCUAGGGAUUAAUUUUGCAGAAUAAUGGGCGCAAAUGAUUUACAAAUAACAGGCGCCGGCGUAGCAGCUGAAAAUAUCAGGUCAACGGUACUCUUCACCUGCUAGGCUUCACUGAGAUUGCUUCGUGGAAGGUCCCUGGCUGUACGUAACAACAGAGAGGAACAGCGAGGAGACAGCAAGAAGGAUUCGACAACCACACAACACAUAUUGAAUGGAAUGCGGGUAGGUGAUAUACUCUGUGCAUGCAGUGAUUACCGGGAAGUUGUCUUCCACAGCAACCUUUUUCUUUCCAUAUUGGAUAACUGUACGUAAUCUUUACUAGAGAAAGCGUGGAUACGUCGGCUCGUUCCUGUCCAUGAAAAAUACGUUCACAUUUAACAUCUUUUGUCGAAACGUAAACCUGGAAAGGCUUCGCGAGAAAACGGAACGAUAUAGACGUAUUAUUUUGUUUACCCUUUUAAACUCGUUUCCGUUGUUGAAAGCGGCCGCGAAAUCUUUCUGUAGUAUGAUUUAGGUCUUUUUUGCACCGGCUCGAAAACUGCUCCGUUGUAAGAGGGUCAUUUUAAGGUCCAGUCGAUAUUAACCACGUUAAAAUACUUACGUAUGACUGGGGAUGAUUACGAAUUAAACUGUCAGGGAUCCGUACUGUGAGGUAUGGCAUAAAUGAGCGUUCCUUUGUCAAAAGUAACCUCUUAUGCGGGUUAUCCUCGACCUUUGCUACUCUUUGCGUUGCUAGAAUAUCAGUUAAGCGUUGAGCUUGAUUAUCGUCUGUUGAUAAAUUGAGAUAAAGUUUUUAUGCUAGGUAGAUAGAUAUUUUUUAAUUGGUAAUCCGUGUCGGGGUUCAAAAUAUGUCUAUCUUUAUAAUCGGUCUGACUUAAAAUGGUGUUAUUGUUUGAAAAGAGUUGUUGUAUAAUUGUUUGAAUAAAGGUGAUUUGUCUACGAGAAACUUCUGUGAAAGUCCAUUAUCUGGCCCUAAUCGGAUAGUCUUCAGAUAAGAUUUUAUAGGUGUAGUGAACAUGGCCACCUUGGGUCAAUUUGGUUUCGAGAGCUUUGCGCCAUAUAUACGCUUAUAAGUCAUCAAACUUAGCUGGUACAAAUCUUAACCCCUAUCCAAAUAUUAACUUCCCAAUAUUAACUUAAAGACGAUUCAGCACAAGGGAUCUAUAACUUGACACAGCAGAUAAAAACAUUUCCUAGAUGUUUUUACUGGAGGUUUUUGUGAUACGAUUAUCCACUUCCUUGGUAUGGCAUUUUGUUUUCGUUUUUGUAACUGCAAUGGUUAGAGUAAGUCCGCCAGCUUGGCGCUCUCCAAAUAGUUUUUAUGCUAAGAAAACAAGCAAAGCGAAUAUGGUUUGGUCUGUUCUCCAACAUAAAUCUUAGAAAUUGUCAAAAGUGUCUCACGAAUAUUAGAGAUGUCGUCACUCCGAGAAAAGUGUUUAAAAAACACUCGUAAGACAAUUACGAGGAAAAAAGCUUAUGUAAGAGGUAGUAUUCACACGCUUCCUAAAUUCCUGUGUAUUUAUAACAGUUUUACACGGUACAGUGUAAAUCCGAAGAAUUUGACACUUCAGCGGUUUGCUAAAUCAAUAUUUUUCCUGUUUUUUCUGAAAAUCACCAGAAUUAAUGAAAAGCAAACUACGAUGUCAUAACACUCGGUGUGAGUAGCUAACGACUUAAAUGCAAACAGAUUAAAACAGAUCUAGAACGCAUAAUUGAAAACCAUCUACGAGGAGCAUCUAGUCUGUUUGAUGUUGCUUCGUUUUCGUGCUUCUAAGCAGUGAGGUAGGUACCCUGUUUUCGUGACCUCUUAUUAUGGAAAUCCCACGAAGAAAACCGCGUGUGAUUGAGAAGCCUGGGACAACCCUUAGUCAUGUUGACUAGCAUUUUUAAAUCUGCAAAGCUGUUUGCACUACGUGAAAAUUAACUGUUCAAGACAUCAACUCGACACCGAUAGAACCCAAAACAGAGUUAGGUUGCAAAGUUAAUUUUCACGAAGUACGAUCAGCUUUGCUGAUCAGGGCUUCUUUAGAUCCCUUGUUCUGCGGCAUAUGCGGUCCUUUGCAGUUAAUGAUAAUUGUCAAAGCCGACAGGAAUCGAUGUUGAGCAGCUUCAAAUUUUUUUUGGUAGAAUUCUUUCUGGUAUGCCAGUGCAAAUUUAAGAGCAAUUUUGCUUGUUUCCUACUCUAUCCUCGCUAGCUUUCGAGAACACUGGCCCAUGAGAAUGCCGGAUUUGCAAUGGAUUGCUAGUAGCUCCUUCCAUACAUGUCGAAAGACAUCCGAUUAAUUGAUAUUGUCCAUAAGUUGAAAAAACUGUAGUUCUGUAUCAAACCAACACCAGGCUGUGUUUACGUCAGUGAGGCUAAUAUAAUAGGGAAGGCGCAAUUGACCCAGACUCUCUUAUUUUCUAAUUAUAAGCUGUUGACUUGGUAGAAUAUAAGAUGGCGGUGCCCAGAAGCUUUUUUUCACAGGUCACACUGUCGGAUUUCGUGUUAGUUUAGAGAAAUCUUGUUAUGCGUAAUAAACAGUUAUCAAAAGAGUCUAAGGAAUACUUCUCAUAGCGUUGUUUGUGCGAGCCUCCGGACGUGCGCCGCACGCUAAUCUUUGGGUUGCCUGGGGUUCCUUGAGUGAAAUCAAACGAGCACUGUUUCUAGCAUUUUUCAAAGCAGACUGAUAGAAUUUGCAAAACAGGCUCACUUGGAGGCUUUUUUAGGUUGUAUUUUCAAUAUAAUGUAUCAGAUGUAGUUAUGAAGCGUACAUCAACGAAACAAUCGUUAUUCCGGUCUGCUGUAAAGAUGCAAAGUACUUAUUGUCAAAACUGAGAUAUAUGCAAUUGCGUUUUUGGGUUAUUCAAAACGACACCAAAGCAAAGAAAAAUGGUCAGCCUUGAAAAGAACUAAACUCAAUCAGUAUACAUCUCACAACUUGUAUAAUCACGUGAGAUUUUGCCCGCUCCUGUGGUACUGUUAUCAGUAGCGGAUGCAGACCUUCAGAUAAGGGGGAGGCCCGGUCUCGAAAAAAUUUUUUUCGGCCCUCUGGGCCCCCUUUUGGUCUAAAAAUAAGGGGGGGGGCUGGGCCCCCCGGGCCCCUCGCCUGGAUCAGCCACUGGUUAUUCACUACCGCAAGAAUGAAUUCGUUGAACCUCCGUUAACCUUUUAAGUUCCAGCGGUGACCAACAUCUAUUUUCUCCUAACAAUAUCAGUACAUAAUAUUUAAAGAAAAGUUUAUGAGAAUAAAUAAAAUGAUCACCUAAGGGAAAAUGCUGUGAUCUUUGAUCAAAUUCUCUCAACUCAUUCUGUACGGAAAUGUAUGAAGAUUAGUUUGGAGAAUUUGUAUGUGGAUAUUGGGGCUUAAGGGUUAAAGGACUAGCCAAAUUGCGAAGAUUUAGUGCUCGUCUAAGAGAGUCGAAUGGAACCACAGGAUUCUUUUCGAAUGGAACCUACUGAUACGAUUUUCCAUUUACUAAAAAGGUUUGAUAAUUUGAGAAGCGUGGUCCGUCCCCGGGGGCAGACACUUCUUCUUGGCGGGGGUUUCUUGAAUGUAAUUUUCUACACCCUUUGUCAGACCAGACCUCGAAAAUCCGUUAGUCAAGUGGUCGCCCACAGUAAAACCAUGGAAAAUUAUUUACCGUCAUGUCAAUAAUGAGGUCACAGUCUCUUUCGAGAAGUUCCAACUAUGGGACUUUGAUUGGAAGAAUUUUGGUUGCUUAUGAGAGGUGGUAGCUUAUUGCCAUUUUGCCGUCUGUAUACCUGUGCAGAUAUAAACCACAUAAGACGCCACUUUGAACGUUCAAGGGUAUCAGAGUCCUAUUUGCUUUCUGUGGUUGGGCUUUCUUUGUUCUAGCCAUCUGGACUGUUUGGUGGUCGUUCCGUCAAGUAUUUCCUUGUCAAAGUGGGUCGCUGACUGAUUUGUCUAGACGAUUUUUUGAGUAGGAAUUUCAAUUUAUCCUUAGUUUUUUUUUAUGAAACAUAGCCAUUCAUCCGUCGAAGAUUCCCUUUGACAAAACGUGCCCGAAAGCCUAACAAUUAGUGUAAUUAUUUAUAACCGAGUUAUCUUGCUAGGAUCAGGUCAAAUAGGCCGCCACUAAUUUACCAUUGUCAAGCAAUACAAUAACCGACAAUAAACUCUUAUUUUUAAUUAGUUUAACCCACAGGAGUUUUUUAAUGUUAAUUAUGUAAGGGAAACAAGUUAAACUUAAUCCAAUACGGCCAUUUUAUAUUUUAUUGUAAUGUUUUAACCACGUGCAUUCCUGGUUAUAAAUGGAGCAUUUGUUUAAUGACAUUGGGUUUUUAUUAGGUUAUGCUCGGUUAGGUCCAUUCAAAAUAGUUUAAUUUAAUACACAUUGGGCUCCUUCAAACCGCUCCCGUGAACGAUCACCCUUAGUUUGGGCCAGCGUCAUGAAACCCCUUUUUCAAUGAAAAGCCUCCGUAAGCGACCGAGUCCAUUUUCGUUACUAAGCAGCCAGUAUGUUAAAAAGAAUUAAGCAGGUUGAGGUCGAGAAGGGUGUCCGUGAAUCAUUCUUAUUUGUUAUGUAGCUGGAAAUUUUUCCCAACAGCGCGCGCUCUCAUUGGUUAUUUCGAGGUCACAUGACAUCUAACAAUGAAACUGUUUCCCGCCAAAAUCUCUGCCGGCAACAUUGCAAAAUCUCUGACGUCAGAGGGUAACAGUGUACUUUGACCGACGACCGCCGUUAGAGCGAGGUUUAAUGAAUUUCCAGCUUCAAAAUUUCCAGCUAUAUAACAAAUCACAUUAGGACUGGUCGCGAGGGAGACAGUUAAUUUUGUUUGACUGUUUCCCUCGCGACCAGUCACUAAGUGUUUUUACUAAGCCUCGCCCAAUAACUGCUAUUGUUGUAAGAGCAAAGUACUUGCAUUGGAAAACGCUCCAUUUCCAAAAGACAAGUGAUAGAAGUUUCGUUUCGAAGAAAGAUACUUUUAUAACACAGACACUCUCGAAGACUGACACCUAAUGUUGAUCAGCACCGUUCUUCAGAUAUUUCUUUUAAUUUUUCGUAAGGCGGACACCUCUGAUAUACAACGGCAAUACAACGAUUGUUGACUGAUUACAUUGAAGGCGUAUACCGUGGCUCACGAUUUUGUCCGAGAACAACAUAUUAAGUCAAAGUUAUCUCAGCAUCAGUCAAACGUUUCGUGUUUUUGUGCACUAUAUAAAACAAGGUAGGGCAGGAACGUCUUAAGGGUUUUCGGUAAUUUCCACAGGUUCAACAGACGGGGAUAUCCUCGUGCCUUUCCCUGCAUGCUUAGUCAGCUUCCUGUCUCAUGUUAAAUGGAGAACUGCCCUAAUUUAAAUCUAGAUGGUCAACGUGAGCGCAUGCGUCGCCAGGCCAGUUUGGAAAGGCAGUGACUUCACUCAAUGAGGAUCCACCGACCAUUUAUUUUCCUUUUUUUAAGCACAUUUUUUUCAGGAUUUUUUUUUGAAACUGAUUUUAACUUUGAAGUCAUUCUGCCAAGAUGUCUAGUACUCGUUCGGUACGCAAUGUGUCCAUUGUGGUCAACAGGAAUGCGUUUCUUGACGUGCGAGACUCACUCAAGGGGGUCACAGCAUAAAGACGAACGGAAAAUCCUCUCGAAUUUAUCGAGAAACCGUCCAACCGUUCAAGGUUAAGAAUUAGAGUAAAGUAACCACAGACAAAAGUAUGCACGGUCAUGACCACACCCCUCAGGUUUCUUAUCGUGGGAGUAGUGGUUUGCAGUUACAUUCAAUUCCCGUUAUAGUGGACGCUCUUAGGACUUCGAGUUAGUACCCAUUUCUACGAGAGUCCGCAAAAGUGGGGCUUUAUUUCGGUCAAUUUUGUAGUUUAAUUCAGUCAAUUCUGUAAUUUAUUUUUACUGGGGAUUCAUCUAUCAGCUAUUGCCUGUAUUAUAAUUGUGGUGUUGAGUGUUGACUGGUCCUCGGCUAUUUGAGUCUACACCCCCAAGAAAUCGCUGAAACUGCUACUACUGCUUCUAAAACUAUAAAAACGAAUACUCGAGACUUUCAGAUUCUAUAAAGACGAGGACAACUGCGAGAACGAGCCUGACUUUCUCCGGCAAUAUUAAGAAGUGCGCGCGCUUGAACUUGAACCAGCCUCCUUUUGGCGGGAAAACACGAUAGCCGUCGUGUCGUCAUUCUACUACGAGUUUGUGCGAGAAUGUCGUAGUGGAAGAAACAAGUUACUGAAUGUUAGAAGUACAACUGAACACUAGCGGUGACUCAAAUAAAAGAUAAAAACAGCAUAACAAAUAUUACAAAGGUAUCAAAGCUAAAACCUAGAUCUGUUCUUAUAUGUCUCAUACAAAAUAGUUAUGCUGUAUGAAAAAAGUCUUAUUUAUCAGAGAGCUACAACACCAAAUGGUCAAAAAUUUAAUUAUUGCAAGUCAUGCAAUUUCCACAACCAUUCUUCAACGAUGAAAGAAGGUUAGGUCAGGUUUCCAUAUUAUGUAAUGCCCUUGCAUUUACUACCUGUCUCGUUUUAAUUGGAAACGAAUAAGUAAAUGAAUGACUUUGAAGAACCCUUGAAAAAACGACCCAAUCGAGCGAAUUCCAAGGACGCUAUACCGUCGCGCGCGCCUUAAAUCUUUUCUCACCCUCUUAACAUGAAGUGCGCGUCAAUUGCUUCCCGCUGUGACGUCUUUCGCUCUUUGACAUGCAGUCAAUUAUAACCGUCUUUUAAUCGGGAAAAAUAAAUUCUGCCUCUUGCAACAUUGAUUGCAUACUAGCUGCUUUAAUUGCCAGCAUACAAUGCAGUAUUAAAUUCAAGAUUAUUUAUACAUGGAUCCACCUCUAGAAGUUAGAUUACGUGAAAUGUAGUUUUGUCGGCUUCUUUCAUUCGAUGACCCCGACCUCGAAGAAUUAGCUAAAGAAUACCGCCACAAUUAAAAUAAACUAAGCAUUAUUUGUGUAAUACGCACUCGAGACACGACCCUUUUACCUACAGGAGAAAAAAAAUACACGCUCCACAAAAUUAUCAGAAAAAUUUGCUGCAAAAAAUGCGAAGAAACAGGAGGAAAGAGGAAACGAAAAAUUGGUCAAAACGAACUGCGAACUUUGGAUUAUCUGAUGGUUGCUUCUAACACUUCUUCGUUCAACGAAGUGUAAAAGCAAAUUGCAAAUAAAUCAAAACCGUUUUGUGGUCUUAAUCUGUGUUUGUUUUUUCAAGAGUGUCCUCGUUCUAUAUGAUUCAUCUUAUUCUUUGGGUGUCUGAGUUUCAAUUCUACAACUAUAAACGGUACCAACAAAGAUGACUAGAAAUGUUGUCCAGUUAUAGCUCCUCGGCAGCCACUUUUAAAGCUGUUCAACUUUUUAAAUUUUUAUAGAAUGGAGCCAAAGCCCUCCCUUGAUCAGCAGGGAAGGUCUUUCUCUAAAAAAAGUUCAAAGAAAAAACUGUAUCCGUUGUUUUUCUUUGCGGUGUUUUGAAAAGAAACCAAAUUGAGACAGAAAGGUAUUCAACUAAGGGAAAUCGUUGCAUUUCAAAGCUAAAGGCAGACAGCGUCACGGAAUUUCCUACUGGUUAGAGUUGGAGUUUAUUUCUAUUCGGUCUAACUGUUGUGGUUUAUUCAACCUCUGAUAGAAAAUGCUUUUAUUGUUCUUUACGCGCUUUAAUAAGCCCCAGCCGGAGGCUAUUUAUGUUCAAUAUCAAUUUUUUCAAUUAGACCAAGCUUUAAACUAAAACCGUGACACUUCGUUCCUCCAAACAGAGAUUAAAUCAGCCACAGACUUCCGACGAGAAAGCCAGUGAGGUGCAAAAAGGAUCUUCGCAAAGGAGUACAAAUGUAAGUUGAAUGUGCUGUUAAUGUAUUAUGAGUAUUGAAUAAGUUGUGUAUGGCAUAUCGUUAGUGGCUAAACCGACCACUGCAACCCAAAACAUCUCCAUAGAGUUUCGUUUGUUUGUGAUAAACACAAAUAAAUGUAAAGCUUGUAAAAGAGUACAAGUGAAUCUUUAUUAAGUCUGUACUGUUAGUCCUAAUCUUUUAAAGGACUCAAUGACUGAAAGUGUCAGGUUUUACACUUAACAGUCAGUAUAUAGCCUUCAGCCUUUAGUGGUACACAAAGCGAUGCAUGUAAUAUUAUGCACCAAAUCGCCAAACUAUAAGAGAUUAAGGUAAAGAUACCUAGGUUAAGGCAAAGAAUUUGCUGAUCUGAACCGCUCAAUAUAUUUUCCAUCUUGCCUCAAAUUUAAUUUGGGUAAAGUUCUCUCCAUGUGUAGCUAUCAUUGCUACAAUUCCGUUCCGUUUCUUAGCCAUAAGCACGUCCUUGAAACUUGUGGAGCAUCGUUGGGUCACCACGACAAACUCGCCGGAGUACCACAAAUUUCCGUUCAUUAAUUUCGUUUCGUUCGUUUUCUCGCUAACUUUUCGAUUCCUGGUAAGUCAAGUGAAACUCUUCUUGAAGAUUAUCGGACCAUCUUUCUCUUUUGAAAUAUGUUGAAUUUAAAUAUGUUGAAAAAAUUUUCAAGUAUGCUCACCGCCUAACUGUGAUAUGUCGAUGAUAUGAUAUACACUAGUUUGUAAAUUUAUAAGAAUUUAGAAAUAAUUUGUCCAACGAUCUGCUUUCUCUCCGUCUAAGCGGGGUAAUACCUCGAGUACUAUUGUGAAGCUAAGUGACCCAGUAAUUGCAAUUGAUUGAAAAGUCAACGUUUAUUGACAUUCUACGACCUCAGUGUUUACCGACUCCAUUUACCACCGGCCGGUACCGUUGCGAUAUCAGCGCAAACAAUUACUGUUUGCCUUAAGUGAUGUUGUAAGUUAGUUAGUAAGUGUAAAGUGAUCGAUUGGAAUGCAAUUACCUGUCUUCUUGUCUUUUGAACCACGUCCAUUUUCUGCCCACGUAGUUCAAAAAGCUUUUAUUAGUUUUUAUGAACUUGACUGGGCUUAAUUGCCUGAUCUGUCGUUAUAAUGCCGUCCAAGUUGUUUAAAAUAGUAUAUUUUUUAUAUAUUCGUCGUCUUUUUCCCUCACACUUUAUCAAUUACAUUUCGUAAUAAAUUAGGAGAAAUCAAGUACAAAGUUGGUUCUUAAGUAUCUUUGAGUUUUAAAACUUUAAAAAUUUAGAAAUUUUCUCGUGAAAUUAAAGAGGAGGACAAAAAUAGCCUCUCUCUGAAUCGCCUCUAGCCUUUGAAGCCUCCACCAGCCACUGGUCAAACUGGCUAUUUCAAGUGCGGGCAUCCAUUUAUUAAUAAACUUGAUCGUCAUAACUAAACCCGCUGUGCUAAGCUCUAUUAGGCCUGAAUUCGAAAAUGAAAACAGAACCUGAUGAUCUUAGGUGCAAUACAAUUCUUUGGGCGCGGUAAAAUUUUCAGCCAAAACAGCCUGAUCGCGAAAUUUUUUAAAAACAGUUAUGACACAUAGCUAUUUUUUUUUUAAUCCCACCUCACGAUUAGUAACUGAAUUCCUUGUAAAUGAAAACAACCUCAGGCAUUUCACGUGGUUUUCCCGAAAUAAUGCCCACCAUCAUCGUCUCAACCUAAGACCCACCUCGAUCUGCAUAGUUCUUCAUAUCAUUACUCAGCUCGUUGCUUUGUACAAAUCAGUGAUGUCAGUGGUCACCACAAACGAGAAAUGGCGUCUUUUGAGAGUACUGUGAGUCAACUCCCUUUAUUGGGGAUAGAGACCCUCAAAUCAAGGAGUUAGUUAAGGAGUUAGUGUGCCUAUUAGGCCGGACAGUUCAUACUAGCACGAUAGCUAGCGUCUAAGUAUGCAAAUUUAUUGGAACACCAACUUGGCGACUGCCGUACUGACCAAUAUGGUCGUCGGGACGUCAUGUAGAAGCACCCUAAAGCAGGAUCCAACAGGAACGUUCUUAUAUUCGAUUAACAGAAAGAAAAAAAAAAUGGACGGUCUGGACGAAAUGAGUAAUGCAGUGAGACUGGAAAUAAGGUAUACAGCGGUUGGGAAGAUGGAAUUUAAAUUCAUUUGAUUAGCGACAGAAAAGUGUUGACCUAACUUAAAAAAGGAACUGGUCACUAGGUUACAAAAACCGUGGAAAUAAGUCAUACGACUGUCUAAGCUUUUAGGGAUGCCGCUAAUUGCCUGUUUUAGCAAGGAUAAGAAUGAUAAAAUUGUGCUGUCGGUGAAUAACAAACAAAUUCCUUAAUAGCAGGGGAUUAUUCACCAUUAAAACGAAUUGGAUGCUGUCCGUAUUAGACUGUCCGCUUGAUAACGAGGCUUCAAAGUUGACUGCAACAGCAGCUGCGUAAAAGAAAAGAUUCAUCUUAUCAAAAGAUCAUAACCAUAGAAAAUUGACUUGCAGGUUGUCCCGUUGAUCGUAGGACUUGUAAAUAUAUAAUCAGUGGGCAAUGAAUGCCAUUUCUGAUUUCUCCAGAUAAACCGCGGUUACGUGGGAAUUACCUAAAACCUGACGGCGAGCAUUAGGCUAUAUGGCGUAAAUUUUUUGCAAGUUGUGCGUCAAAAUAAUUUUCUGAGUUCAUAACAUCCCUGGCAUAAACAGUUUCCGCCACCCCUUUCUGUUUCAUUCAAGGUAAUUAGUUUCAAAUUACAAACUACACCACAGAGUGGAAGUUUUCCGGAUAUAAAUGCUUAACGUUGUUAUUCUGUGACUAGACUGACCAUGAUAAUUGGUUGCAUGGAGCAAAAACAAUUUUCCGUGGAAAAUGUAAUGGCGUUUAAUCUUCUUUCCUUAAUUCUUUUCACGUCAUUUCGAAUUCCCAGACGGUUAUUUAUGGUUUUAGUAUAGCUUUGGGCGAAUUGACGCAAGUCGAUGACUUGAAUUGGGGUCAAAAAUAGCCGGCCAGAAGGCGGCAAAACUCUUAGCCACCCCAAUUUUUUUGCGGCUUAACAGACUGACUUGUUUUAAAUAAAUAUUUUUUCUUCGUGUCCACAAGCUUAUCAAAGACAUAUAGACCGUUUGCAGUUGAUUUGAAUUCAACAUUCAAGAUUGGAAUUAGCCCCGGUGGAAAGAAGUUAAGGUCGACUUUGUUGGCUAAGAAUUAUACAACCUGUAAGAGGUGGGUUACUCUUUUAUCUGCCCCCAAGUUUUGUGUUCUGUUUAACAGCCAGCUCUUAAAACGGUAUUGUCUAGAUCUGCUUGGCUUCUAUAUCGGCACAUAGUGGCAUUUCAUUACUUUGUUUCUGAAAAUUGAUUAAGUCAAGAGCUUCAAGGGUAAUACUUAACCAAGUAAUAACUAGACAUAAUAAAAAUAAUAAAAGUGGUAGUUUCUUCACAAACAAAAUCAAAUUAAAUUACAUACAAUAACGCUUAAUGAAAAAGAGAAGUCUCGCCUCUCUCAUAGUCUGAAUGCUUCACUAUCACAAACCGGAAUUUUUAAAUUUCGUUUCCGCUUUAAAACAAGCACAACCGAUUAUUUUUAAACGAGUAGUUACCCGUUUUUCUGUGUGAGUUCAUACUUUGCCCCAGAGGACAUGAGAUAGGCUCCUAUAAGCGUCGAUUGUUCUUAUGGUCACCUAUUACACAAUGUUUGUGCAGUAUAAAUUCCAUUUAUGCUUAACUGUGAUCCUCGUGCAGCUCACUUUUCUUAUCAUUGCAAUUGUACCUCAUUCUCCGCCCGCUUGGCAUGCCUAUCUGUCCAGUGCAAAGUGUCCCAGCUCGUAAACAUGAGGUGUUCUAGAGUAACAAGGUGUUCUAAGACUCCUCUCUUGCACAGUACCAAUUGAUGGCGCAUUUUUACGUUACCUCCAUACUUGAGGCGCUACCGGUCAUUUCUACGAGGUUGUCCCAACCAUACGAGGCUGGCUGUCUACCUGUUUGCAUGACAAAGGGAAGUUGUCACCUCGACCUCAGUUACUUUAAGUGAGUCAUAAGUUGUUCAUUCAAUUUGUUGCUUACUCAGCUAACCCCUAGGGCGAUACAGUCGACUCUCUCUUAACGGACCCCUCCGUAAAAGAGACACCUAGAGUUGGUUCCUGCCUUUCUUUACUCCCUUUGGAUAAAUUUAGGUUUCAAGGAAACUGCCCGCCUACCCCUCCCCUAACCCAACAUUUUGCCUUAAGAGAGAAGUAGGUGUUAAUGUUGACCUAAGGGAGGGGUAGGUAGGCAGUUUCCCAGAAACCUAAAUUGGUCCCUCCCUUUAAAACAGGCAUCUCUCUAAAACGGUCACUUGGUGCCGGUCAUAAAGAUGUCCUUCUUAGAGAGAGUUGCAUGACUGUAUUACAAACAGCAACUUUAUAAUCUGAAGACCGAAUGUUAAUUAAAAAAAAGUAAGAAGUUCAUUUGCGGAAAAGUACGUUGAUCCUUAACUUACACCAUAUAGGAUAAUUCUGUUAUCAAAACAAUUUUUUGCGGCAAUUUUAAUCCUUAAAAUAACAAGUGGAAAAUAUAUCACAGAGUCUGGUUUAUCCGAUGUGAGAAUCGUCGUAAACUGGCUUCACUAUGUCUCGCCCACGCUGUGCCAUCUCGGAUCACCCGACCACACCCAUGCACUUCUCAGUUGGGUUGUUCGAAAUUGGGUUAUAUAACAGAAACUACUUAGAGUCAAUGAUCUGCGUCUUUUCGUUCAGAGCAUUUUUGUUGUUUACCAAGUAUGUAGGCUUGAUAAUCAGCAGGUUUUAUGGAAAUAAACCCCAAGCACACUUGUUCGUAAGGAAAAGUCACCUGACAACAUCUUCUCUUAAAAACUGCAGAAUAUUCUUAAAGUCAAAUGAAUAUCGAAAUAUAUUCAGGAGUUUUUAAGUUUAGGCAAGUGUUUUUACAAUCUAUCCAGGGCAAAUUGCGUCAAAAAUUUUGACCUAGGUAAAUCAAAAUAUAGUUAAUAACGCUUCUUUCGUACUCUUGAAAUGCCAGCUGUACGUCAAGAUUUCACUGCAUUUUGAAAAAAAGAAAUACUCUUUGAUGGUGUUUUUAUUCUAUUUAAACCUUUUACUCCCAGAGGUUUUUAAAACCAAAAUUUGACGAAAAAAAUCCAUAUUUUUACGUAGCAAACUACUGAGAAACCAAUAUUCCCCAGCCAACCUACUACAAAUGAGGUUUCAUUGAAUGGAAACAUCGAGGGAUUUCUUGACGGAAUUCAAAAUUUGGAGUGACGGAUACUGAAUCUCUCCACUCUAUGUGGUCUAGGAAUGAAAACUUAAGUUUUGGGGUUUCCCUCAAUUUCAAGAGAAUAUUUUACACGUUGCAAAAUAACUGGUGAAAUAUCGUCCAGAGGGCAUUUAAGCCAUAGCCUCUUAGCUGCUUAAUGCUUUUUCCGUAAGGCACACAUGUUAAAGAGUUCCUCAAAAUAUUUGCUGAUUCGUCAUGUGCGUUGUUUCGCCACAGCUAGCUACAGCCUUUCCAGCCUUUAAUACUUUCAUUUGUCGUUGAUCAUUGUUACGCAUCGUUUACGUUGUUGUAUGAACAUUUCAGUUGUUUCGUCAAAACGACCGAAAAUCUCAAGUUAUAGAGACAGAGCAUAGACAACUUUCUCUUUCCAAAUUUCACAUUUUCAAUUAGUGUCUCAUUAAUAUAUUCGCCGCUCUAGCAGAAUGUCUCUCGUGAAAGGCUUACUUAUGAUGCUUCGUGUAGUUUUCUCGAUUAUGGUACGUGUGUCAGUACAUCUCACUCUUUUCAUUGGGCAUAGUUUAACUUCAGUAUACGAGUUGGAGAGUACUGUAGUUCAAUUCCCAUCAUUAUGAAGUGAACAGUAUAAAAUGAUGUCUGGUACUGUCCAGGAUGCUAAAGUGCUGGGCAAGUUGGGUUUAUGUUUUUGUUUUCAAUGUUUUCCCUUCUCUGCGUUGUACUGAUUAUGUAUUAGUUUAAUGAUUGUGUGGGCCUUGCCAACAUCUUUAAUUCUCUCAAAAAUAAGACGUGACGUUGUAAUGUGACGUUAUAAAAAGGGGUCGCCAAAAGGAGAGAAUUGUCCUGCAGUCACUCGAUCACAACCCGAGAAGGAUUUCUGUCUCCACUGGUAAUUUUAUCACGGUCAGGGUUUAUUUUCUAGUGUAAAUCGGCCCUACAUUCAAAGUAGCAAUUAUUGUUUUUGAAUUCUUGCAGAACCAAUAUAAAGGAGAUUACCAUAAAACAUUAAGUGUACUUCAACUGGCGAACGCAUUUAAACUCUAACUUUUCUAUAGCAAAAAACGUCGGAGAUGUUAGGUGUUUAUUGACAUCCAGUCUGGGUGAAAACCUGUUAUUCUGGUAAAUGGCAACAUUUACCCUGAGAGGCAAGGUAGUCGGUAGACUCGGUACAUGAUCAUGCAGUUGUACUGGGUUUGCACGCGAUGUUGACAGUGACGUGAGAAUGCCAAAUAUAUAUAGGCUUUGUGGUCAUGUCUCAAAGCUAACACAUGGUUAGAUUUUACAGGUUUUGGGGGUCUUAUGUGUGGUAAAAUAAACAGGAAACCUAAUAAUACAGAUUCCUUUGGUAAAAAGUGUUCCUCUUUUUCCUACAAAAAACGACUUGGAUUGAGAAUUAUGUGUUUGAAGAACCAAAAAGAAAAGCGCAAUAGCACUUAUCUCUCACAAUGCUUUUGUAGAGGAGGCGGGGGAGGGGGGGGGACGUUCUUUAACUUCGAUUUUCAUUCAUCACUCAAUUGAAGCCUUUACAAUUUGUAAGCAUUUUUUUGAUUUGAACAGAGCAGUGCUCUUAAAUUUCGUAUUAAUUGUUGUUUCUACGACAGCCAAUACGCAUAAAAAAUGGCAAUAUUUAUUAUUGGCAUCUGCCUGACGUCAUCUUAAUUUCAGGUGGAAUUCAUUUAUGUUAAGAGCAGUUUCCUUUCAGUUUCUUAGGAAACAAAGUACAAAACAAAGCAGCGAAAUGGCAAAACCCAAGGGUUUUAUAUGAGUACUUAAAAAACACUCGUUUUAAUUGAAAGUGAAGAAUAACAGAUACAAAAAAUCCUCUAGAAAGCAAUUACAGCGUGUCUCAUUGUUUUUGGUCGUAUGUUUAAAAUAAUCACAGGAAAGAUAAAUUAGCUGCUGGAUAAGUAAAGAACAUUUCAUUUCCAUAAUUUUCCAAUUUCUUUAGUAUUCUAUCACCCUUUAAUUCUCCACUUUUCAAAACAAAUCGAGAGGCCGAAAAUCAACAGUCAUCUUUAGUUGGGCCUGCACUCCAAAGGUUUAAAAUAUAAGGGGAUCUGUCGCAGAUUCCCGACAUUCUCCAUAACUGCUUAAACCUACCAAACACGUACCCCUAACCUAACAUCAAUUGUGUCAGGGGAGGGGUACGUAUAAUUUAUCCCUAAGAUGUCCCAGGUGCAUGCCAAAAAUAAGAAAAGGCAUACAAACAUAACUGGUUUGAAAUGUCUCAUCUAUUUCUCGAGAUGCGAAAAAAUUCUCGAUUUUACUCAACCCAGGCUGCCUUGUUCCGUAACAUUUUAGGAUCCACAUGUUAUUUCAACCCUUUUAGUCCCAAGAGUGACCAACAUCAAUUUUCUUCCAACAAUAUCAGUAUAGUAGUUAACAGAAAAGGUUAUGAGAUUUACUAAAAUGAUCAGCAAAGGGAAAAUGCUUUGAUCUAUUAACAAAAUCUCUCAAAUAGUGUUUCAAGGAAAUGUGUGAAGUUCAGUGUGGAGGGUUCAAGGUUAAUCGCGUUACACGGUCCUAUUGUGCAUGUCUUAGGAACUUCUGUGCUUAACUAAUAACUUUUAAUCCAAUUCAUUGAUCUAACUUGUGUUCCAUGUUGUGUUACUUAUUACAUUAAUAUCAGUUGCCAAAAUGACAUCGAGGAAAUAACUAAUUUCAUUUUUGUAAAAUAACAAACAAUACUUUUUUAAUUGGCAAGAAAGAGGAAUGCUGAAGAGGAUUCAGUUAACUGAUCAAUCCAUAGGAUUUAGUCUGGAGACUCAAAAGUUAGAAUUUCCUGUGUGAAAGGGUUUUAAAAUUCCCAAGGAUAUCAACGGCAGGAGUGUAUCAAACCUGUAAUAUGUUCAUUUUAUCAUUGCUGAAAAAGGGCAGAAUUUUAACUAGCUGGAAAUUCAAUAAAAUUCAACCAAACCAAACUCUUCAAGAUCUAUUCAGUAAAUAAAUGUUUUUCAGCAAAUGGCGGUAACUGGAUAUCGGGUGAACUGGAAAAAGAAUGCAAAGCAUCUUCUUUCAUCAAGAAAUUAUCAAAGAAAUUCACACGCGAUUUCCUUCUUUAGGACAACAGUCACACAACCACCGUCGUCGAAAAUCGCUUUUAAAAUGAUUAUACAUUAUUGGAUUGUAGAUGGUAUUUUAAGUCAAUGCAAAGUUCUUAUAGAAAUUCUUGGCUGGUUGAACUAUGUUGAAAAGAACUGUCAAGCAAGGCAGCCAAGCUGAGGGGCCUUCAGCAAAAUGGUCAAUUUUUCAUUGAAAUUGGCCAAUUAUAGAUUCAGGCUUGGAUAUCAUUACUUUCAAGACAACAUUAUACAAUAAAUUUAAGAACUGUGUGUUUUUAAUAUCGUAUUUUAAGCGUAAUUUUACUAUAAAACAAUUUGCCACAGACUGUUCUCACAGCUGACUUGUUCUUUGAGUUGACUCUGUGUUUCUCUUAAACUCGAUUAUAAAAUGUCCAAUACAAAAUGUAACGUACAAAAAUUUUUGUACUAUUUGAGUUCGGAAUAGGCUAUGAUACCAGACAGUAAAUUCAGUUCCAUCUUGGUGAUUCAUACAUAUUUCCCCCCGCCAUAUUUUCUGCAAAAUAAUGGUCCCUUCAGAGUUAAAAAAAUUGUGGCCUACGUUAUCGCCUUCUGAUGUUACCUAUAAAUAAAGACUGCAUACUUACGAGUGUCACCAUUCCAAUAAAUGAUACAUUUAGAAAUACUUUUCGAAAGUAUAAUUUGUUCAUCAUUUUACAAAAUGACUUUUGGCACUGUUUUUUUUUUUAUUAUAAUUAUUCGUCUGGAGAGUGAUUCCUUUACUAUGAAAUGAAUGAGGUAUAAAAUUACAAGAGAGUCGCAGCUGCUUUGCCUACAUGUCUGGUCAUCUUUGCCAUAGACCCAGGUUAAGAAUUUGUAAAUGUGGCAAAUGCAUAAGUUUCUCCAAUCCUGUCUUUGUGACUUUGGUACAACCAUACAAGUCAAUGUUCGUAAUACUAGUCAAAUUAUCCGCGAUAGAGGCUAAACUGAUGUCUGUAAUUUGCGUACACUGUCCAAUAUUUAACACACGAAGGUCGUGAAGACUUCGUGCCGCUUUGCCGAGACCUUCGUCGGUGAUAUGGCAAGAAUUCAAUCCUAAAUUUUUCAAAUGAUGUAGUCCGUUUGAUAUAUGAUUAAGAGCAGCGUCGCCAACCUUGUCGCAGAAGCUAACAUCCAAACUCAUCAAAUUGAGGCCUCCCACGGCCAAAUGCGCUAUGCCUUCGUCGCCAAUUCCUUCACAAGACCGAAGAUUCAAUUCUCUCAAGCUUCGAAGUGUGGCUAAGUGUGAGAGUCCACUCUCCGUAAUUCCACAGCAAAAGCUCAAAUUGAUCGACUGUAGAUGAACUAGUCCUUUAGCUAUGUUGCUUAGAGCGUUAUCAGUUAUCUUUUGACAGUCUUGUAAACACAAAGUAGUCAAAUUCUUGUUCCCACGGGCCGAACUGGCGUUCAAACCGGCGAGGUGCGCUAUGCCGGUGUCCGAAAUGUGUCGGCAACUUCGAAGAUUUAGAUACUUUAACUUCGGCAGACCCCAAGCACAAAGCAACAGACCUGUGUUAGUUAUAUUACAGCAACCAGCGAGAUCCAGCACUUCUAAAUUGCUUAAAAAGCGAGCGAUCCGUCCAAGACUUGUAUCCGUGAUUUGUUUACACAAACUUAGAUUUAACACUGUCAAAGAGGAAAGAUCUUUGACGAACGCAUGUCCAACGCCGAUGUCCGUGACAUUGUAACAUCCUUUAAGGUUCAAACUCUCGAUAUUUGGCAAGCUUUGUAUAACGUAGCUAAGGCUCUUCUUUAGACUAAGAAUUCGUAUUUUACGAAUACCACGUUUCGCUAAGGAAGGAAACAAAUGCGGAUUUGACCUCCUCAAAUGUAGCCUUGCUUGUACUCCACGCCACACUAAACGACUAUAAGCCGCAUCCCUCCAUUUCGAACAGACCUGGGCGACUCUUCCCUUAUCCCUGAUGUCUAAAUAGCUGAAAAUAAUGGCCAAAAUCUCAGGGAAAAGGCAGUGAAUCGUCGUCUUCCCUUUCAUGUUGUUCGCCUGAGUAUAACAAAGCGCCAUUGGGAGUCGAUCAGGCAUUUCAUUACACUUGGGACCCCUUUGUUCAUUUUGGGCACGUGAUUUUGUCGUCCUCGCUGAUUGGCUUUUGUAAACAAUAGCACUUUUUUCUUAUAAUCAGCGCGCUCAACGCAACACCGAAUCCAUCUCAUACUGGAUCUUCGCUUUACCAAACUUUGUAGCACUGAAAGACAAUUAACAUAUUAAUCUGAAGCAAUUCAGAUUAUCGUUUCUGUUUAUAUUCGAACGGGUCAACCUACCUAAUCUCCAAUAAUUUAACAAGUAAGAAAAAGUUAAAGUUUAUUUUUCCGACUUUCUGAUUGAUUUAAAUUUCUUUACACAAAAUUCAGUUUUUCUUUAUUUCAGCUGUACCUUUCUAUUUUGAAAAAUAUUCUGCGAUAAACUUAACAGCUGUGUAGGAACCGUUCUUUUCUUCGGUCUAAAGCUUUCUUGCACUUGAGCAAGGACAAAUAAUUUUUCCUUUGAUAAAGCUAUAAAUAGACUGUCUGGUUUUUGUGGCGGCAGAAUUAAUUAGCACCACAAAAAACACAAGCUGUGUGUCAUGAAUUUUGUGUCUGAGUUGUCAGGGCAUUAACUCGAGAAUGUCAAUGUAAAAGAAGCCAUAUUUUGUCUCGUACAACUGCGAAUCUUUAGAAAACACCCGGGAGAAAACAGUAGAAAGGUAUAGAAAAUAUCUCGCAAUUUUUAAUAGUAACUCGAAUGUCACUAUUUUCCCCUUGAAUUUACUGGUAGGCGGAGAACUGAAUUGCUAUUUUGAAUUUCUGAAUAUUGAACUUUGUUUCCGUUCUGGAGGCGUACAAAGAAUAAAUAUUUUGAACCCAGUGCCAAAGGGAGAAAAAUGUUUGGAUUUUGUUUCUGAUGAACUGGGCAGUCCUAGAUACGUUUUAAGUUUUCCCGUGCCCGUGUAAAUAAUACAGUUUGUAAUGAAUAUUGUGAAAUGUUUGCUGUAUGUAUUACAAAACCGGGGGGCACUCAACAAACUUUUAUACAGGGAGGCUCCGCCCCGAGGUCCAACCCGGUUCCCCUUACCGGCUUUUACAUACCAUUUUUCACGAAAAAGGUACCUUCUAUUGAAAAAUGGUACCCCUUUCACACACCUUGUUUAGAACCUUGCAUCCCUUUUAACUGCUGUAAAUGCACUAAAUAGAACCAAAUUUUAAACUUAAAACAGUAAACUGAUCCUUUUGGGACAGUACUCAUCGUAAUAUUUUGAUUGGGAAUUUUAAAGAGGUUUUUGCUUGUGUCAGGGGCACCCAACGGCAAUUUUCGGGAAAAUAUCUGUUCGGAAGACGAUUUGAGAACUAGAAUUUUCGGAACAUUUGUUGUAAAAUUUCUGGCUUGCCUGCCUCUCCUAGGAUUUUGGAACACCUACAAAAUGGUUUAAAAACGGAUACUUACCCCAAAAAAGGUUUUUCGAAAAGGUAAGUUUUGAUCCUUGGAUCACUAGACUUUCAGCUAGGAAAUCCGAACAGAUGAAAAGUUUUUAGGGGAUAAAAAAUGGGAAAUACUAAAAUACGUUCAACAAUGCUUCUUAUCCUCGUUGGGGCCGACACCGACACCGGGUAACCAUAGAUUAAAAAGGAGACCAUUCUCCAGAAAGAAUAGAACACAAUAGAAUAAUUCUUUAUUUAAACACGGUAAAAUUCAUCACGAGUAGAAAUAAACCUAACUACCCUAAAUAAUAUGCAAAUCUGUCUACAACUAACCUAACUAAGACCUGUUUUUCAUGAAUGCCGUGUACACAGUAUUUUAAAAAUCAGAUAUUUAGAAGAGCCAAUCGUUUAAAUUGACUUAACAACACAGUAUGCCGGCAUUACGGUAUUUGUUGUUGUUUUGUAUCUAGUGAUUUCUUCAUUUCUUUAUGCAGUGCUCUAGCAAGGGUAGAUUUAUUGGGGGGGGGGGGGCAAUCACGAGCUCCAAAGGCGCGAGCUGCUACGGGGGUCCUGAGGCAUGCUCCCCUAAAGUUUUUGAAAUGUAGGGUUUCUGAAAUAGCAUUUUCAGCCUCCCGAGAGCAUUAAUCUCCCGCAAUUUUUAAGUGACUAAAAUCACUGAAGCCAUAAAUAAAUCAUUUUCACGCUUUAUCGAACCGAAAUGAACAUGUUGUUAUUGGGGGGCCCAGCCCCCCCCCCCCUCCUCAUACUACAGCACUGCUCUAUGUAUGAAAAUAUUGGCUUCCGUCAUGAACACCCUAAGCGAGACCAUCUGCAAUUCCUACCCCUUUGAGCGAGACGACGAGCAUCAGGGUCGUUUUCAUGAUAUGGGAAUGCUCCGGUUGGUCCCCCCGCCCGCGAAAGAAAGAGCUGUUUAUAUUAGCGGAAGUUGUAACAAAAUCCCGUUGCAAAAUUUAAAUUCCAUUGGAUCACGUCCAGUAGUCUGUCUGCCUAUUGAAUGAAAGAGUCAAAGCCAUUCUAGUGUCUGGGUUUUUAACUUUCAUUUGCUUUUUUGCUACUGUCGUUUGCCAUUCGGGGCUACAUUUAUAGGUCGUUGCACACCAUUAUUCACGACGAACGAACGUAGGUUAGGAAGAAGAAAGUCCUUAUAUGAAUGAAUAAAUGCUGAAUAAACGAACGAACGAGCGAACGAACGAACGAACGAACGAACGAAUGAAUGAAUGAAUGAAUGAAUGAAUGAAUGAAUGAAUGAAUGAAUGAAUGAAUGAAUGAAUGAAUGAAUGAAUGAAUGAAUGAAUGAAUGAAUGAAUGAAUGAGUAACUGAACGAAUGAAUGACCGAAAGAUUGAAAGAGCGAACGAACUGAUCGAGCGAAGAAAAGAACAGAAAUGGUUCUGCCUUUUUAAAAUGUAGUACUCAUGUAACUAAUAAUUUUCCUUAAUACUCGAUGUACGUGUGAACGCUAUGUAAUGCAAAUACUAGCAGUUCAAACGGCAAGUUAUUAAGUAAAUGUAAAUGAAGUCAAUGUCUAGUUUGUUAUUGAUCAAAAUGAUUCCAUGUUUUUUUCUUUAAAUGCAUCGAGAUCAUCAAAUUUUCAUGUUAUAAUGGAAAAACAAAUAGAUUGUAGGUCACACAAUCGAUUGGUGCCAUGCGUCUGUCAACUCUAUACCUAAAGCAGUGAAAUCUCGGUUUCUAAAAUGCUAAGGAACAAACAGUAGUGUGCGAGAUUUCUGUCAAAGGUCCCCUUAAAAAGGAGCUGUCCACACUUGGUGCUCGAGAACCAGUGUCUGGGUACCGGCACAAAAUGGUGUUGUCUUUACACUUUGAGUACCCGAUAUGUGACUGUGUACAUAGUCAUGCGGGUACUUGAAAAAAGGGUGUGUUCACAUUGGUGCCCAGCGAGUACCGUACUCGGGCACCGUGCCCAGGCACCAAAUGUGAACGCUGCCUAACAUUAUAGGAUUUCGUGCACAGCUUAAAAAAUUAGAGUGACAAUUAUGACAAAUAGUCUUACCACAGGAGUACUUUAUAGAAGUGAAAUACAGUCAACCCCGUUAAUACGGCAUAGAAUAUGAAUGUGGUCAUAGGGAGUGAUCGUAUUAACGGGGUGUCCGUGUUAAGCGGGUUGAAUUUAAAGAAGUGUAAAGGUUUUCUUUCCUCAUGGACAAAGCAAACUGUCCGUAGUAAAUAGUAACGAGGUUUCGGUAUUAAGCGAGUGUCCGUAAAACGAAGUUUGACUGUAGUCAAAACGAACAUAGUAGCUCAUAGCUGACUGACGCUGACGAACACGAUAAGAAAAAGAGCCAUGUGCCUGCGCCUUGGGGUCAGCGGAUCUCUCUAUAUAUGAGGCUUGAGGGAUUCAAUUUGAAGUUUCAGUUGCAUCUUUGUGACCAAAUGAAAUAGAGAAUUGUUCGUAAAAUAAUGAAGUGGAUAACUCGCAAGGUCGGAUUUCAGUUGUCGCCUAAAAGAUAUCACUUCAGUUGUUUUUGUUGUUGUUGCUAAAAAGUGUGUAAUUCGUCACUUCAGAAAUUAAAGGAGAAGGGAUCUGGAAAACCCAUAAUUGUUUCUGGUAUCUUUACUAGGGACGCGCCAGUUAGCAUUGGUCAAUGUUUUUCCUUGACCUUAUUAAGAGUCCCAUAAGUCUUUGCGAAAGUUAACUCGCCCCAGUUUCCCUCUCGCUUCUGAAGUGACGAAUUUGCAACACAACACCUACCACAAGUGUAACCUCAAAAGAGUCAAUCAUUCAACACAUAAAAACAUCAAACUUCUUCUAGGAUCAAACCGUUGAGUCAUGUGUAGGGCAUGUACUCAUUUGACCAAGCGUGAAGGGGCAUGAAUACCUUCAUUUGGGAAAACGUUUGCACUAAAAGUUAUCGCGUUAAGAUUAAGUUGAUUGAUAAAAUUAAAUUUCAAGUAAGAAACAGAUUUUAACACUUUAGAAUUGUUACCAAUAAGUUUUCGGUCUACUGCAGCAUAAUUAACUGAUAUAUGAUAAAGGUUGUUGUAUUUACUGUUUAGAUCUUUGAAUGGUCACAUACCCCCCGGGGGGUACUCAACAAAUUGUUACACGGGAAGGCUCCGCCCCGAGGUCCAACCACUUACCUUUUCAUAUCACUGUACCAUUUUUCACGAAAAAGGUACCCCUUUCGUAUACCUUCUAUUGACAAAUGGCACCCUUUUCAAUCACGUACCUCUUUCAGAACUUUGCACCCCUUUCAACUGCUGUAAAAUAGAACGUUUUCCCGACUUUGUAAAGCCAUAAAAUUCAUCUGUUAGUCCUUUUGGGCCCUUUUACAGACCCAAAUGACAGAUUUCCCUACCCUUUCAUAUACUUCAACGAGUAAAAUCCCUGCCAUUUCAUAUACCUGAAGCCUGAAAAAGGUACCCCUUUCGGCUGGAGCCUCCUCGGAUAGGUCAUUAUAGAGAGUACCGCCCCGGGGCACAUACCCCAACCCACCUGGCUCAUUUUAGUGGGCAAACUUGUAAAAUUAUAACGCUUGCAAAUUACGUUUGUUCGAUGAUCGAACAGAUCAUGUGAUGAGGUAAAGAAGAUUUAGUGAGGCUUAGGGAAAUGUUUUGUAAAUUACAAACAAAUGUACUGCAGUUUUCAAGUACACGUGCAGCUUUGAUGUUUUCAGAAAUUUGAGGAUACUAGCUGAUGUUUUGAUAGGCCAGGUAUGGUUUUUUCUUGACAAACUGAUAACAAAUUGAUUUUUAUAGACCAACUGUGGCUCUGUUAGAAUUUUAAAAGGGAAAUUCUAUAUCAGUCCAUCACUGAAUCAUAUAGUCAGGAGUAAUCGGCUCCUGUAUAGUUUCCUUUGCUCCGGUGAGGAAGCGGGGAAGCUGGGGGCGCGUGGUGGGUGUGGAUAUUAAGGCUUCCGUAUGGAGAGACGCUGGAGUUUUGUCAUUGAAAAAUUACUUUUAUCUCCUUAAGGUGACCAGUGUGAGUGAAGCAAAGGCCUUAUUUGACCCCUAAAAGAGAUUUUACUAUAACAUAGGCACCCAAUUGUCAUAAUCCUCAACGGCCACCUUUGGAAGAGAAGAAAGUGGCCGUUGUAGAGAGGCUUUUAAAAGAAUCGAUAUAUGGACUGUUGGCCGUUACAGGAGGUUCGACUGUGUGGCUAAAUUGCUCGAACGUUGUUGAAAUUGCUCGUUGUCUUCAACACAGUAUGACCGCAUUUAAUUUCCUUUUACUGUGAAUAAAAAUAUUAAGAAAUUAACCCGCCAUUAUUUUAAACUCUGUUACAAUUUCAUUAAAAAACAAAAACCCUAACUGAUAUUUGUGUAGGUAAAAAUGUUAGUUUUGCGUACGAUAGCCCGAAGUGAGAUCAAAAUGUACAAUUUUUCACCCCUAAGCUACCGGCCCUAAGCGAGACGGCAAUCGCGCAUCUUCGUCUAUCAUGGGAGUACCCUUCUCUCGGAUCCUUGUGUGAUUGAAUGAAGAAAGCGAAUGGACAUAAUAUCUUACGUAAUUGCUAAUGUUGUAUUUUUUAAGCUUAAAACGCCAGAAAUAAAUGAAUGGCUAACCGCAUGAUGAUGUACAACUUGUUAAAACGCCGCUUUAUCCUUUUCGCUGAUGAUAAAAAGUGAAGUUUUUACCGAAGAAAAAGAGCGAAAGACCUCAAUAAAUCAAAGUUUGUUUAAUUAUGUUUCGAUAAACAACCUCGGAGACUUGAUCUAUUUCAUAUUGUAGGAUAACUCCAUCUGGAACUGACAUGUUUUGCAACAGCAAAAUUCAAUUUUCAAAAUUGUUGGGAAUUCACCCUGAGGAAAACUAUAUGACAACUGAUAACCUAUUUGUCGGCCGCACACGCAUAUCUUUAUAUAUCAAAUGACAUUUGCCUUAAAGAAUCAAAAUAAUGAAAAACGCUUUGUUUCAGUCAAAUUCUUGCAAAGGAGAAGUUCUUACUGUUAAGGGAUAAAAAAAGUUGCUCAUGUAUGUCACUGCCUUCUUCAUGCCCACUUUCCACAUGUUUGACAUCUUUCCGUUGCUUUCGAUUUUUUCGUACUAUUUCCUUGUGCUUUUUUUAUCAACAUGAAUUCCUUGUAUCAACCCUACAAACAUUUCUCUCUCCACUUCCAUUAUUAAUCCCAUAUGUCUAUAGGAUAUUUUUUCGGCCAGUUUCACGCAACAUUUUAACCAAACUAUAUUGAGACACAUGCACGAUAUCGAUUUUGCUGAAAACGCAGCACUUUUCUUGCUUUUUUGCACAAAUUAGUGUCAUCUCGGUUUCAGGAAUAUUUCAAGUCUUUCUACAAAUUUGACAGUUAUUUAGAGCCGAUAUGGCUAUCCCGUAGUUAUACAAUUUUCCUGGGCAAAGUUGCGAGUAAAUGGAACCGCACUGAUUUUCAAGAUGGAAGACCUGUCAACUUGUGCGUUAGUCCAACGUCUCAGUCAAGAUCUGGUAUCUUCGCUUAUUACUACCGUAUUUUUCAUAAGUUGACCGAAUCUGCGAAUAAGUAGACUAUUUUUGAAAACCAUGUUUAUCAUUUCGGCGUUGAAUAGUGAGUGUUGAUCUUCACUCGGCUCAUUUUUGAAGAUACCCCUUUUUCCGUUGCCACAAAGAGUUGUCAGAACAGAACAAGUUACGGUGACGUUGAUUCGAAGACCCUUUGCGUGAUAAUUUUUCUAACCAACAGGGCGUACACAUACACACACACAACAACAACAACAAUCUUUAAUUGUACUCACUCUCUUGCUCAACAAUAAGUUAAGACAAUGCAAAUAUUAAUAGUAAAAUUAGAGUACUGGCUGCCUGGAAUAACCAUAGGGGCUAGCUGAGUCAGACAGCCAGUUGACAUCAGUAUUAAAUAGAAAUAAAUCACAGGUCAGGUUCACAAAAUACCGAGACAAAGACACAACACAACAAUAACAACAACAACAACAACAUUAAAAGAUAGAUUAAAAUUGUCCUUUUAAAGCAAUCUUGUGAUAAAUGUUUUAAUAACCUGUCAGUUAUAAGUUACACUGCUUGUAGUCCGGCUUUUCUUUUAAAAUCCGUUCAAAUCUUAUCCCAUCCAGCGCAACUGCAAAUAACAACGUCACAAUCAGGGAUUAGGACGAGAGGAGAAAAGACGGAUUGUGGACUCUUAGGGGUGAAACAAACCCUCUGUCAGCAAAGAAAAAUAAGAGACUGCUCGCAAUCUUGAAAUACGUCGGUGGAAUUAACUUUACAGUUACACUUAAUCGAAAAGAACGACAAACUCUUGGGCCUCAUGGAGAACCUUCCUUGUGACUGAAACAAUACAAAAAUGAACAACUUCAAACAAAACGAAACAUAUAUCAUCGCACUCUAGUCCUGCUUUUUUUUUAUCUGAACUCUUCAGUUUGCAAUCUAAAUACUGCAAACAUUGAAUCUUAAAUCCGAAGAACUUCUUUAAGAUUUAACCAGUAUGAUUGCUGAUUUUUCACAAGAGACUCGUGAGGCAUUCCUGGGAUGCAAGUUAUUGGUGGCACGUUGGAAAAAAUGCAACUCUCUUGGAAAAAAUGCAACCCUUCUUCCUUUCCAGAUUGUGCAAAAUCGUGAUGAAAUUAGUCUUUGUCUGCCGCCGGUCUGCAAUUCCUAAAUUGAUUAGAAUGCGUCAUUGAGCAUAACUGUUUGUAGCAGUCUAUUUUAUUUACGACUAGCUGAGGCUAACAAAAAUUCUUGCCAUAAUUUCGUCAUAUAUUAUAAGCAAGUACCUUUUCUUUAUACGAGCAUAUAAAUAGGUAGAACUUAACUUAACCCUUCAUGAGAGGGUAUCCGUAAGACUUACUAGAGAGAUUUUUCCUUCGGAGAUAAAAUCUUCAUUUUCCAUUCUUUUCCAAAUCGUCAUCGGUUGCUACGGCUGUUGCUAUAGACAAUAGUAAAUAGUUACAGGCCAUGCACAGAAUACUUUUCUGCAAAAAGAAAUAGAAUAUUUUUUAUGCGCCCAAUGUUGCAAAAAUAUAUCUGUGGGUUUUUCUGAUAAUUGCACCAAGUUGUUUCACACUUUUGCCCAUACUGCAAGCAACCUUACACAUAAUGUGAUUCUACUAAUAAUCUAUAUAUCCUUUAUUUAAGGGGUUUUCUAUUUGGUAUCAUCUACGUACACCUACUGAAUUGUUACUCUUUCCGGAAUUCUAAACUUUGAAAGACAGUACUUCAGUCUUAUUCUACUCAUUCAUCAAAUAUCUCUUGACCUUUAACUCAAACGUUAAGGGUUCGUAAACAUACUUUAAGGAGGUUAUUAGGAUUAACGAUUGUAUUUAAAACAGAUUGAUCAUUAUGCUGUAAUACUUUCGUGCGCCAUAAAAGGAAAAAAUGGCAAUUAUGAUCUCAUGUCGAAGCGGAAUUUGAAUUAGUCAGGCGUCGAAAUGAAAUAAGAUGUAACGUGGCACUUGGUGAAACUCAAAAUGUUAAAGAAAUUUGACAUUUUUUUUCGGAAAAAAAAAUCCAUGAAAGCAAAUAGCACCCUAGGGAAAUCCCAGUAGGAUUUCGUGUGCAGAAAGUUCGAAUAUAGAAAAACGAACGAAUUAAACAAAUUUUAUGUAUCAAUUUUGAUCAAUGUGCAAACACCGCAGAUUUUACCACAGACUCAAAAGUUAAAAAUGUCAUACAUUAGGUUUUGGUGCGAAGACUCAGAUUUUGGAACCAUGCUUAUUUGUACCUUUUGUGUCUUCACAGUAAGAGUGAAAAGGUUAAAUAUAUAUUAAGUGUUAAAUUGUAGUGGACAAUUUGUAGGUUAUCAAUUUUACGUUGGUACCGCCAGCAGAACGAUGAGGAGUCUGUGUGAGGCCAGUGUCGGUGAAUGAAGCUGAAUGACAAGCCCAUGUCAUGAGUUUCAAACGUGUCGGUCAAUUAAAUUGUGAUAACAGUUGGAAAAAAGGCAAGUUCGAAAAAUGCCCCGCACACGAAGUCCUGAGUCAAUUUUUGAGAACUGCAGAAGGAUAGAAAUAGAGACUCAAAAGUUUGAAAGCUUCUAGAAAAUAUAUAACGAAGGGGAUCGAGACUGUUUGUAGUAAACGGUUGGAUGGAAGAAAAACUUUUCAAAGUCAAAUAUUUAGUCUUUUCUCUCGAAACAUUCAUCUUUUAAGUACUGACUGGAAAUUUAUAGUUAUUACACAAAUGGAAAUUUGACGAUAAUGCCUUUUUAGAAUCUAACGUCGUUUUUAACUGUCGUCUGUCCAUGACUUUUAAGUAAAAACAAAUAAACAAAAAAAACAGCAGCGGCUGAUGUAGCUGAGAAUUUAGCACUGAAAUAUUCUCUGGAGAAAUAUAGUUUUACUGGGACUAGAGUUUCGUUUUCAUUAGUGCAUGUUUAAAAUUCCCUUAACUCUUACUACUCAUUUUACUAGCCUAAGUUAGGUAGGGCUUGAUUGGUCGGUAAAAUAUUACAGUUGCUAAUCUGCAAAGUGGAAGCAGACAAGUUAACAUGAUGAAAGUGGCCACACGUAGCUGAGGGUGAUCCUAAUCAUAGAAAAUUCUGCGUUUCCGUUCGGAAUGAAACCGUUAUACCACCUUUGUUGGAUAGCCCCCGGCCGCGGCCAAAGAAUUUUUUACAAGCACUUAUGUAGAGCAAAAAUGCCGCAAAAUAAUUAUUAGAAAGUUCAGGAAGUAUGCAUGGCCUUUUUCUUCAGUCCGGGUGGUUAACUCUUUUUUCCAUUCAUGGGUUAUGGUGAACUUUGGAGACAGACUUCAAAUCAUCCACUUGACCUUAGCACUUUCUUAGCACUGUCAUAAAAAUUUGUCAGAGAUAAGGAUGUCCCCUUUAGUUGGACAUCGAGAAAAGUACUGUUUGCUAGCAAAUACGUGAAUACCAUUUGGAGUUUUGAAAACGGGUGGCAAGAAAUGACUAUUUUCUCCGCAAAACUGGAUAACUUGACUGUGAUCAAGGUGAUUAAAUCCGUCUGUUUUUCCUAGGAGCAUAAGCAUGCUCAAGAUAAGUAAAUUUAGCUUCAACCUUUUUUACUUUGGGAUCGUAUGUCAGCCAUAUUUGGAGAAGGCGCAAUUUAAAAUCAAAACAGACUUGACAACUGCUUCAUGAUGGUCGUUUAAGAUUUGCGUGCCCGCACGAUCUCUGAUUUCUCGGAUUCCACGUGGCCUAAGCAGCUGUGAAUGGUGAUCGAUGAUCAACUACAACUACAUGCAAAGCACUGGUUUGAAGAUUCGGCUUUCAUCGUUUCCUAUUAUCUGACAAUAGCCCCAAACCUUCAGAGAAUGUCCGACGAAUCCUUCACCGCCUUGCCAUAGUGACAAGUAUGGUAUGACUGAAUGGCCCUUGUUUUCCGUGCACCAAGAGCAAGAGAAGAUAUCUAAUCCGAUAACUCCCAUAAACUAAUUCAUAUCAUCCAAACUUAAGCGAACCCUUUCUUCCGCUCAAGAGCUGUAAUCAGCAUCCACUCGAACGUUAAUGAAGCCGACAGUAUAGAUGAUUUCAACCGUCAAUACAUGUUCGUGACCAACUAUUUGGUGACACUGAGUGAUAUUUGCUUUCAUGCCAAAACGUUUAGGCUUAUUUCCAACACUAUUAGACAAAACUGCGUUUUAAUUGAAGCAUUCAAUAAUAAAAUAUAGACACCUACAUUUAUACUCUCUCGGUGAUCGUCUGUCGAGGUUCUGAAGUAGAGUUUUUUGGAGCAAUUCACUUAGUUAGAGUGGCAUGUGCCCACGUCAUAUUUGCUCAAUAUUAUCGUGCAUCAUCAGAAACUCAAAUAAAAGGUAUAGGUCAUUGAAAUCCAAGCCUGUUAUGUGCUGACAUAAAGAAAUCCUGACUAGGUCAUCCUUAAAGGAGAAAUAUUUCCGGUUUAAUAAAGCCCUCCGGGCGUUAGUCAACACAGUUUUCAUUGGAAACCUCGACAGAAGGAGCUGCUUUAAGGCGCGCUUAGUAUGUUCAACUCAGCACAUCUGUAAUCAAUAAGUUCGGCAAAUUUGUAAUUUACUAAGUCAUAGUUGCAGCCAAUCAGGAUGCAUAAAAUGGUAUUUUAAGCAGCUCCCGUCAGCCUAUUUUAGGGCUCAAUGCAUGUGCUAAAGAGAUUAGUUGAAUUGAAUGCGUCAAAGCAAUCAAAGUGAGGACCAUUCUUGACUUUUGUCUAUCUGAAUCAUCCCUGAACAGAAAGUCUUCGCCGAAUUCAUGAUGAGGGUGAGACGGAAGGCUCGCCGAGUUCCCCUUCUACUAAUCUUCAUGACGCUUACGUCCUACUUCCAAGCCGGACAGAGUGUUUGGUAAGCAUAUUCAGUGAACGACUCUCUUCUUCCCAAUUUGUUUGUAUUUGGGUUGGCGUUUUCCUUCCUUAACAAGGUCCUGUUUUUGUGUUUUGCCAGACCAUCUGGAAGAAAUGAAAUGUAGUUCUGUCAAUUAUAGGUUUUAGUGUAAUGUUUACUCACUAGAAAUUCUGCUUGGGGAAUUCGUUUAAUUUCGGAUUAUGGCAAUGCUUUUAGUAGGAACUGAAGUGACGUUUAUAUUGUCGAAUUAACUACAUUUCCUUGUCAUAACGUUUCUCUGCUUUUAAAACACUGCUUUUUCCAGCUUCGUCCUUGGUUGCGAAAGCGUUAAUGAUUUUAUAAUUUCUUCAGAGGCGAUUACUUGCAAAUUACUUAACCAAACAUUUCGAUCCUCUUGGUCUUCUCUAAACAGGUCCCUUGGUAUUGCCAACCAGGCGUCCUUCCUUGGCUCAAUUCAACACUAUUGCUAUGCUAUGGGCUUGAAUGACGAACAGGCGGAACUGUGCUUGGAAAAUCGAGAGCUCAUUGUUGGCGUUAGAUAUGGCGCUAGACUCGCCCAAAAGCAAUGCGAGUACCAGUUUCAAUACCGUCGAUGGAACUGCUCUAUCCCAGAAAGAGAUAGGAACUCCUUAUUUCAUAGGAUAACAGGAACAGGUUAGGAUUUCUUAGAAUAAAUUUCCUUGUAUUUUAUAAACUGCAAUUCAUAUUUCCAGUCUUUUUUAAACGCAUCUGCUAUCGUGAUUUUGUGGUGUUUGUUUUGUGUAAGAAACAUUUAUUAAUUAAAACGCGGUGCCCUUGUUACCGAUCGGCAUAAAUCACACCACGAAAUUACGCCAUGAGGUGAACUAAUUGGGUAUCUUUAUCUCCCUUUGUAUUUUAUCCAAUUGAAACAUUUUUCGCAGCCCGAUCGAGGAACCUGCAGUUGCCCUGCUGAAGAAGCUUUCAAUUUUAGUACUUGGUACGUAGUCGUUGCAGCUGGGAUAUCCGGUCGCUUUCUCUUCAAAAGUAAACGGGCAAAUUAGUCAUUCCUAAGUUGCCGUUUCCGCAAGCCAGGAGGAGUAAUGAUACAAUCAGAUUUUUUUAUGCCUGGCCUCGAUAAACUUGCCAUUUCUUUAUCGCCGGCAACCAUUGUUGUGGUUCUGUUUGUCCGUCACAGUAAUUCCCUCGCUCUCAACUCUCGAGUGAAUCGUUUCCCCAGAUGACAUAAUGUCACGAGCUAAACCGGCACCGAACUAUUGCAGCUCUUCACUCUGAGAAUUUUGUUGAUUGGAAUGUACAAUCAAAAUAUUCAGAAUCGAGUCGAGUGGAAUUAUAAAUACACAGUUACAAUUACAUUGACAAACACCAUACAUACCAUUGACAAGAAAAUCAUUUGCUAUUUUACAGGGGUUUUCCACGCUGUCUUGUUAAAAGCCCCUUUGCCCUUGAAAUAUUUGACUCCUUUACGGCUGUCUAAGAAUAAGCGACUCGAUUAGCGCUUUCUCCACAGGAACACGUCAGCCUGAUUUAGCACACCUUAAUAGACGGGAUUAUAAUGUUCUCUACGUCAAGUGUAUCUCUCGAAUCUGUCGGUUGCUCUCCUCUUGAUCUCUACGUUAUCGUGUUGGAGAGCCCCUAAUUAGGGCGAGUGUUGAACAGAAAAUGUUUCUAACGUCUUGGUUUAAAACGGUAACAAAGAGUGUCCAAAGCGUUUUGUGAAUGUGACCGUUCUUCUUUCCUUUUUCCUGUGGUAUUGUAGCAUUCACAGGGACUAACUACUUUUAAUGAAAUAAUAUCGGUUUGCCUCUUUACACCUACAGAAAGUCCUGCGAACCUCAGUGAUAAUGAAGAUUUCGUCUAAGUAGGGAUUAUAAGUAUUACGCGAGGUUGAGCCAAAUGAACUGUGAAAUAUAAACAUAUACGAAAUCUUUAUUGACCUACUGUAAACCACUAAUUUUAGGCGCGUGUGGCUUAUCUUGAAAAGAGCGUAUGGCUAAGAUAGACUUUAUUUACUUUUCGAUUUAAUUCUCUUUAAGAAAUCGUUUUUGUUCACCUGUGUUAUUAUCUUUUACAACGGGUUCCCCUAAAGUGUUGAAUCAUUUUUUUUCUGGUGUUCCUGUUCACUGAGUUUUUGCGAUGGAAGAAGACCUUUUCGUCCCCUUUUUUUCUAACUACUACAAUGACAAGAUGUUCAUACCAGUCUCUCUAUGUAAACCUGAAAUGUAAUGGCAAAAUAUGACUAUUUGAGCCACUAGAAAUUUUUUGCACCCGUCAAAUUCUGAUGUGACUCUCUCUGGAUACGGACGACAAGAAUAAAAGUGUUAAUCGAAGAAAUGGAACUCUAGACCUGCUAAUGAAAGUUGAGCUGAAUUUUUUAAUUUCAAUUAGUGCUGUGUUUUUUUUCUUGUCAUUUUUCGAAAUGCCCUAUAGGUGUUUGCCUUUUGACCAAUGCCUUUUGACCGCGCGUUUGAUCACAUGAUGACGGCUUGUGCACGCGCGACUCGAUUUUGGAAUCACGAUGGACUAGUGCAAUUGUGGCAAAGAAUUCCAGAAAAUACCAUGGCUUUGUUUGUCCUAAAUUUUUAAGCAUUGUGAUUUCUCUAUUUAAAAUGGCCCCAGAGAAACUGGGUAAUUACAAAAUUUGGGGUGACAAACAACUCUUGAUUUUAUUUAAAUUACCCAACUUUAAUUUACGAACAUCAGCUAAAUUCCAGGCCGAAAAAUGAAUUGCAGAGGUUUGACGGAUGUAAACUCCUGCUAUUAUGGACUCUCGCUCAUGAGGACUCUAACUCAAGGUCCCUACAGUGUCCGCGAUAAAGGUGUAGUUGACUGCAUAGUACAUCAAAAUGAAUGAAUGGAAAUUAAUGAACUUUAACCUCAUUCCCUGAGAGAAGCUAAUCAAAAAUGCAGUUCAUGUGCAUCUCCUGUUGGCACUUUUCCUUGUUUUUGUUAUUUUUUAUGGUCACUCCUCUGCGACGAAAGCAAAACCAGUAUAUUCGUUUGAUACUUGAAAAGGAUUCCCCAGUUAUAUACUGCUUCGGUAUUUGACGAUGGACAAAAAUAUCUGUAGAAGAAAUAUUACCAGAAAUGAAUGCACAAAAGUGAACUGAAAAAGCUAAUGCAUGCUCAAAGUGAUCUAUCCGUUCCAAAAUUGAAGCAUUUUAAGAUGGUAACAUCGAAAGCUACUGACUUUUGUUUCUUUGUCCCAUGUCUUUCGCAUCUUUUCUUGGUGUUGAGAAACCCGUUUAAAACACGGUGGAGGUAGGGUGUGGUACCACAAGGUUCCCAUUGAGUUGGUUGACCCUUUACUCGGAGUCGGCCGACAUCCAAAUUUGAGAACGACACCAAAUUUUAAUACCGUACAAAAGUCAAGUCAAAGAUAUUUUAUUUGAAUGGUCAAGAGUUAAAACAAUAACAUACCCAACUUUAUUAUUGUUUAAUGCCGGUGCAAUGCAAUUGUUUCUCAUGACUGAAUGUUCGUCGCCGAGCAAACGUACUAUGACCAACCCACGAGGUUACAUUGAGGACAAUUUUUCCUGUUAUUUUAUUCUAGGAACCCGUGAAUCUGCUUUUACGUACGCCAUAUCAACCGCAGGAGUUGCUUAUUACAUAGCCCGACAGUGUGCAAUCCAUGGAGAUCUCAAGUCAUGUGGGUGUAGCCGUGAAAGGAGACCAAAAGAAGUUGACAAAAUGGCCAAGGAAGAAGAGGGAGUCCAAUUUGAUUGGGGCGGAUGCGGAGACAAUAUUCAAUUUGGUACUAGUUACGCAAAGCAAUUUCUGAAUGCAGGCGAAGGGGGCGGUCAAGAACACAGAGACAUGCGUGACCAGGAACGUGCACGGAUGAACAAACAUAAUAAUGAAGUAGGAGUACAGGUAGGAAGUAACUUAUAAAAGCUUUGCCUAGAGACCAUCUGUCAUGUUUUGUAUGGGUUAAGUCGACUGACAGAGGAAAAAACCAUUCUUUAUGUAUAGUCCAGCACCGGAUCCAGACCUUGAGAUAAGGGCGGGAGAGGAGGGUGGGGGUCCAGAAAAUGUUUUCGGCCUUCCAGGCCUUAGUUUGGUCUAAAAAUGUGGGGGGCCCCGGCCCCCCGGGCCCCUCCCCUGGAUGCGCCACUGAGUGACAUAUUAGUCAUAUUAGCUGAGUGACUUCUGAUGAAGGCAUUCAAAGUGUAAUAAUGUUUCGCGCCUUUUCUCUAGUUCUAAUGCUACCUCAAUUUCAAACUACCUCCUCUAAUAAACUGAGUGCCAAUUUAGUCGUGCUGAUACGGUAGUCCAAAGGUUAAGCAGCUCUUUACAAGUCGCUUAUCCGUACAAGUCGGGUUUUUACAAGUCGUCAUACACUCGUAUGACGUCUCCAUUUGAUUUUGUAGGAAACUAGAGUGAAACACAGUUCUCGCGUUGGCGAUAUUUUCUUCUUACCAUUAGUGUCAAGCCUUUUAGUUCAAGAGUCUUCUAUAAAAACAACAUUUUCAAUUUUCUUUAAAAGUAAAUGUUUAUGUAACCAUUUUUUGUAAUGAGAACUCUCUCGCAUGUGACCUCUUAAAGUAAAGAGUUGACGCCUCCUUCAACUUUAUCUUGAUAACUUUUUGUUAAGUGGCUGAAAAGGAUGCAACAUUUUCAUAUUUUCAGUCCUUUGGGUAGGCAAAGUCAGAGCGGCUGCAGAUUUCAUCGCAGAGCUAUCUAGAAAACCACAAAAUAAAAAUAUUUCUAGCAUCGAAAAUGUAAAAAUAGAGUAACCAUAGACCGGAUAUUUCGUUGAAAAUCAUCUAGGGAGACACUCAAUUUCCGCCGCUCUUUGCACACUGAUAUUUUGGACAUCCGAGAUUCAACUGGCAUUUUACGGACAAUUCUGUAAGGCGUUUUAAUCAGUAAUCAUCUUUAGAACUUGUAAAUGUUAUUUUAGUAUUGACAAGCUACACUUCAUAUUAAAUUGGAAGUCAUUAAUUCUAAAUCGGGACAUAUUUCUCACUUCUUAGUGAGACAUCACAGUCUCCGUUUCUUAGAGGAAUGGGAUGGGCACACACACCCCGGUACGCAGCUGGUGGUCGUCGUAGCUUUAAAAAGCUCCGUCUCAUUUUGUUCUUAAAUUCUCCCAGUAAAAGUGAGAAUGUGUUGAAAUGAAGGAAUAGCUAUUUGAUCAUCACUUUAUGAAACAAAUAUUGUGUGUUUAAUGUUUUGUAAGUUAGUAGCUCUUCUGAAAAGAAAGGAUAAAACGCUUUGCAAUGUCUUAAUUUUCAGGUUUACAGGAUAAAUCACGCCCAAAUUUUGCCGCAAUCGACUUAUGGGCAAAUAUUUUCGUUGCAAUAUGCUUUCAAUUAACAAAUAAAUUAAUUGGCAAUACUCUUAGUUGACAAGACUUUCCUGCCCGUUUUAACAUUAAAAAAAUAUUUGAAAUCCCAAGGAAGUGACUCUUAUGGUAGAAAAAUCGAAGUAAAGUUCUAGUUCUGAUAUGCAGUUUAUAGUGAGUAUAGUUUCAUCACUUUGCUUACAUAAUGGUAAUUGUUCAUGUAAGGUUAAGGGUGAAAAAAAAAAAAGAAUAACUAAGUAAAAAAAGAAUGAAAAACUGAGGCAGGCGUUGGAAGACCUCACCGAUUUUGGAAUUUUUUAUCCGUCAGAGAACGCUAUUACCGGGGAAACUGGUUCAUUCCUUCGCUAAUUAAAGCCAAGGACGUAUUAAUUACUUCGAAGACGGCGGUGUUUCUAUUGUACUCAGACAGACCAAAGGUAUCUGCGACAACCGUUUUUAAAUCUUAAGGUGUCUAGACAAUGGCAGAUCUUUUGCAAAGGGAAGGCCUCCAUUAACAAUUGAAUCUCAGGUAUCUCUAACGUCCAGGGAUGAACAGAAAAUCUCGAUUGCUUAUCUUGAUGUUUUCGUGAAGGGGUCAUGAUUCAUGUGAAUCGAGAAAACCGAACUGUAAUCUCAUAAAAGCUAUGGCCACAGGCAACGAAUUCAAAAUCUCACUCGAGUGUCUUUUCAAUGCCGGACUUUUUGCUGAGGGCUGCUAGCUCUCGAAUCGUCUGUUUUUGAAGCUCUCUUUUCACUUUUUCUUUCAUUUAAAAUUGUAUACAACUUAGUAAAAUGUAAUUUCGAGUUUCUGUAGUUGGAGCGGAUUUUUAUAAGCUUCGACCAUAUUACGUAACACUUAUUCUUUUAAAUCAGUAAAAGUACUUUUAAACACGCAGCCACAGCAUCAAGAGAAUUCCUCCAAGUUGUCGUUUUAGUAAAAAUUUUAGAAAUAACAAUUUCAAAACCGAAAACGUAGGCCUUUUUCCCACUAUUUUCCUUCGAAGACAGUUUUCACAGGGAUUAAUACCAAGGGGCUUUUAGCAAGAAUGGUCUACUGAUCCUUAGGGAGUUUCCAUGAAGGUUAAAGUUCUAUUUUCUGGUCUGACAGCUAGUAAACCUUGAGUAGAAAAUGAAGUUCGGCGGGCAAGUGCGAUCAGUUAAGUUCUUCGAAAAAGGGUUGUAGUUUGUUUAUUGUUCUCUUGUUUUUUUGUUUUAUUGAAAAGGUAAUUAAAAAACGUCGUAAACGAUUGCUAGUAGGAGGGCUGCUGAAUGACAGUUUAUUAAUUGGAGAAUCUUUUAUUAUGAAUGCAAUUUUCCUUUGCCCGAGGCAAUAUUCGCGCGUGCAAAUUACCAAGUUUCUUUGGCGUGGUUGUGCUAUUUUACCAUAUUCCCCUGCUGAGCUAUCAAUAAGAACCUCAAUCUCCUUCACUAAUAACUAUGGAAAGUAUUUUCUCCGAGGGAUUGUCUGUCAUCAGUAGAUUUGCGUGUCCGGGUUUCCUACAAGGAAUAUGAUUGUGCCUAUUACGAUAUUUCAAUUUAAACGAGAAAAAUAUGUUUUAUCCUCCUUCUCUGCCUAAUUAGUUGUCUGUGAACAUCGACAUAAAAUAAUCUUUGGCCAGUAACGUCCCUUUUCAAAAGAUGACCGGUUUAGUGUUGAAGCAUGCUCAUAAGGCAAUCAGAUUGGGGAAUUUUGUUAACGGGCUUUGCCAUUGUUGCUUAAGGGGGUCAAAACUCCCGCUAAAAAAUGUACAACUAAUUUUUUAUUAUUUUGGUAAUUUAGUAAGAAAUACAUUUAACAUUUCUUGUAGCUUAAAGGGAAGUUUUUAGGGAAAUAUCUUUUCCGGAGACGUUUUAAAAUGGACUUUCUAUGACUCAGCUCAAGGGAAAAACAGGACCAUUAAACGUUUCCCGGCCUAGAAAUGUUAUUACGUGGCUUGCCAAUCUUAUUCUUGUAUUGGCCAUUUUCUCAUAUCAUAAGUAAUUUCACGAGCUAAUCUCACUUUGAAUAAAACAGACUGUUCAACAUUCUUCAUCUGUGCAAGUGAAUUUUGUAAAAAUAAUUCUUUCCUUGUCAUGGCGUAGACCAUUAUGUAACCGUGAUGUUUGUAUUGUUGUCGGACAUCUUCAUCUUAUGGUAACAAGCUGCAUGUAUCGUCCUCAUUCGGCAUCACGGAUUAUGCCAAGUGUCAAUGAUGCAUCAUGUACCAUUAUCACCGAUUACGUUCAUUGCUACAUGUCCACCUCUCACAGCAACGCUUAGAGUCCGCCUUCCAUUACUAGGUGCCAGGGGUUCAGGGAUAGCACAUGGUCAUUUUGUCAUCUUCACACGGCUUAAUUCUCUAGCAGUUCUCCAUAUGGUCAACCGACUGCAACAUUUAACGCCACCAGACCAUCACCAGUUAGCACAAGUUGGUCACAAUCGCCAGUUAGCACAAGUUGAUCACAAUCACCAGUUAAACACAAAUUGGUCACAAUCUCUCGCCAGUUGUAGCACAAGUUGGUCACAAUCACCAGUUAGCACAAGUUGGUCACAAUCUCUCGCCAGUUAUAGCACAAGUUGGUCACAAUCGCCAGUUAGCACAAGCUGGUCACAAUCACCAGUUAAACACAAGUUGGUCACAAUGGCCAGUUAGCACAAGUUGAUCAGAAUCACCAGUUAGCACAAGUUGGUCACAAUCGCCAGUUAGCACAAGCUGGUCACAAUCACCAGUUAAACACAAGUUGGUCACAGUCUCUCGCCAGUUAUAGCACAAGUUGGUCACAAUCUCUCGCCAGUUAUAGCUCAAGUUGGUCACAAUCACCACUUAGCACAAGCUGGUCACAAUCACCAGUUAAACACAAGUUGGUCACAGUCUCUCGCCAGUUAUAGCACAAGUUGGUCACAAUCUCUCGCCAGUUAUAGCUCAAGUUGGUCACAAUCACCACUUAGCACAAGUUGGUCACAAUCGCCUCCACAUAAAACAAAAGUGAUUUAGACAUUGUUCUUUCCCUCAGGUCAUUAAAGGCAGUUCUGAGAUCACUUGCAAGUGUCACGGCGUUUCACAAUCGUGCGCAUUGAGAACAUGCUGGAGAGAGCUUGCUGACUUCUCUGAAAUUGGAAAGAAACUGCAGCAGAAGUAUGACUCUGCUAGUAGAGUUAGAUACGACAGGCGAACGGGUAAAUUCAUAAGGAUUAAGAAGACCAAAGAAGCAGGCUUAAGUCGAAGGGGCGGAAAACGUAGAAGUUCUAGAAUACCAACCUAUCGAAGCCUUGUUUUCAUUGACUCCUCGCCUAAUUAUUGUGUACGCAGCAGAAGACACAAGACAGUGGGAACCAAGGGUCGAGAAUGUAAAAUCAACUCAGAUGGCAGCGACAGUUGUACAGAUCUGUGCUGUGGUCGUGGAUAUCAGCCAGCUGAAGUGGUGACAAAGGAGAAGUGCCAGUGCAAAUUUUACUGGUGUUGUACUGUAAAGUGCAAGCAGUGUUUAAAGAGAACGACAAAAUAUUACUGCCUUUAAUGAGGUACUGCAUGAUGCCAUCUCGUCACUCUGAAAUCGCCCCAUGUAAGGGAAUCCAGAUUCCGGAAUGCUUGUGGAAUCCAGAAUCCAAGUUCCACUGACAAAGACUGGAAUCCACCCCUACAAUCCGGAAUCCACAGCGUGGAAUCCGGAAUCCAAGACUAUCCUGGAUUCCCUUACGUGGGGCGACUGGAAGAUGUUGGUCUUAAGCGGCCAACGAUUCGUGAGAAACCUCCUCAAUCUGAUUUAAAAAGUAACAGCAUGAGGUGUAGAGAAUAAAAUCCUACCAGUGAGCAAACUGAGAUUAUCCGUCAGCCUCUGUAUAUGCAACUGUUCAAUUUAAAUUGACCACUUAAUCUCAAAUCACUGAAGGAUAAAAUGUUUGCCUUAAGCGUGGUUUGUUCCAGGGGAGGGAGCGGAGAAACGUCGAAGACUCGUCAGUGCGUCGGACUCGCGAUCCAGAGGUCCCUAAUCAGAGUCCACAAGUCGUUUUUUUUCUGUCAUUUUCCGCUCCUCACCUGGCCAACAAGUUUGCCUACUGCAAUAUGGGAAUCAUUUUUUUCUAAAUUGUAAAAUGAAUGUAUUUGACUUUGACUUGCAAGAAAAUUACUUUUUAAACGAUACUACACCUUAUUUAUCUGAUUUGUUACCAGAUUCAUCACAUUUGUCACACUAGAACAGUGCUCACUUGUAAUCAUUUCUUGAAUGUUUACCCUGCGUUUAAACAUUAAAUUUAUCAAGAGACGAAAGUUCCAAAAAAGUGAAAAAUUUUAAACUAUAGAUCCGCAGGGGAUGAACAGGGAAUAUGCAUAAAGUUAACUAAGAUAUCCAGUCAUUUUUAUGUAAGGUAUAGACUGACAUUUUAGCUUCGUAACCCACGCAUCACAGUGACGUCAUUAGCACUUAAACGCAUUUUGUCAGUUACUGUGAAAUCGUAGACAUUCUUUUUUCAAGUCUCAAUUUCAAGUUCUUAUAGAUCCAACGUCUCAAUUUAAUGUUUGCAUGUUUACUUAAUAACAACCUUGAUUUGCACUCAUUUUAAACAAUUUCUAUUCAUGAAAGCUUUCUUGAGAAAUAUUUGGUUGAGGUUUGGCUGUUUCAGUGAGUGUUUUUUCCGAGUUCCUCAUACUCCCUUCAUAAAAUUACCCUGCUUGUGAAAAGUAUGCUUUGACUAUCGUUUUCAGACCAUUCAGCAAAUUUGAAAAAAGGGAGCUUUGGUUUAAAAUUAGCUAACAUACAGUCUUUCUUUAAACCCGGACUGAAGUCCUACAGAGUUCUUAAUCAGUGGGAUGUUUCUUUGACUUUAUUUCUGUUUUUUUUUUUUGUUUGUUCAGAAUGAGAACAUAUGGUCUCUGAAAACCGCCUUUAAUGGUUAGCGUAGGGACGUUUCUGUCGCCUAUUUUUCCUAUGAGAAUUGAAUGGCGUUCUUGCCACUGACGUCCCUUUAUUCUUUUUACACUUAGGUUGUUCGAGACACAUCCAAAAUUGUGUGUAAGUGUCAUGGGAUUACGGGAUCAUGUAAUUUCAAGACCUGUUUGAGGUUAUUAGCGGAAUUUGUCGAGAUUGGAAACACAUUGCACGAAAAAUACGACACUGCCGUGCACGUGAAAUUGGAACGUAAAAACGCGAAGAAUCAACUUUUCAUUAAGAGAAAUAAAGAAGAUCAACGCCGAGACUCUUGGAACAAAAGAAGCUUCCAAAAAAGGCCAACUAAAGACACCUUGGUGUUCUUGAAGGUUUCGCCCAACUAUUGCCGAGGGAAUAAAGACUUUCCAGGGACCACUGGACGUUUCUGUAGCAUUGAUUCAUACGGUGUAGAUAGCUGCGAUGAACUGUGCUGUAAAAGAGGAUCCGUGGAAGUGUUAUUAAGGACAGACAAGCGAUGCAAGUGUAAAUUCCAUUGGUGCUGUGAAAUACGGUGCAAGACAUGCUCCGUAGAGGAAACUAAGCAUAGAUGCAGGUGAACUAUUUACUAACGUUGGAAAGCAGGCGAUGUUAUACAGUUAAUCAAAUUCUGUCCUAGCGUUAAGCAUGACCAGUAUUUUAAAAAAUUGCAUGGUUUCCCCUGUCAAAGUUGAACGUUGGAUGGGACUUUCAUUACCGAUGGUAGAUAGCUAAGAGACAUUAGAUCAUACAAAAAAAAAAGAUAGUGGAAAAAUAUCACCCAUUUUGUGAAUGUGGUGAAUUGUACCAUGAGAAAAAGGUUUGUGAGGUUUUGGGGAGC